AUGAGCAAACCCGAGCUCAAAAAACUUUGCGCGGCCCUCGGCAUCUCGGUUAGCCUUGGCACUAGGAGUGCAACCGUGGACAUCCUCGCGCAACGCCUCGCCGAUUUCCACGCUGGUGGUGCACCACCACUGUCCCGCAAAGUAAAGGGGGCUUGGAGGGCAGAUGUACAGGCCAUGUACUCUCCAGGCUUGCCUUCAACCAGCGCCUCAAGCUCGCAUAAUUUAGUCUCCAUCCCCAGCCCGAAUGCUCUCCACCUGGACCUCGGUCCUUCAGCGGACCACAUCUCUCUCCACCAAAUGGGCCUCCUCGACAGUGAUAUCAACGAGCAGAACAACGCACGCGACAACCCCCAUUCCAGCAGUUGA
Apiotrichum porosum is the source of this 366-nucleotide messenger RNA. RefSeq lists its product as uncharacterized. The coding region runs from base 1 to 366 and encodes 121 amino acids. The transcript has a single exon. The record is from RefSeq and is a predicted model, not a curated record. NCBI's taxonomy places the organism in Eukaryota, Fungi, Basidiomycota, Tremellomycetes, Trichosporonales, Trichosporonaceae.